CGGGGCUCUCCUCUCGCCGCCAACGCCGCCGUCUCUGCCAGCCGCGCGGACCAAGAGCCGGGGUCGCCGCCGCCUGCACGCCCGCGUGCCGGGGCUGCGGUGCGCCAGGAUGUCGGGCUUCCUGGAGGAGCUGCUCGGCGAGAAGCUGGUGACUGGCGGUGGCGAGGAGGUGGACGUUCACUCGCUGAGCGCCCGCGGCAUCUCGCUGCUUGGGCUUUACUUCGGCUGCAGCCUGAGCGCCCCCUGCGCGCAGCUCAGCGCCAGCUUGGCCGCUUUCUACGGCCGCCUGCGGGGGGACGCGGCGGCCGGGCCGGGGGCUGGGGCCGGGCCGGGGCCCGGGGCCGGGGCGGCCGCGGAGCCGGAGCCGCGGCGCCGCCUGGAGAUCGUCUUCGUGUCCUCAGACCAGGACCAGCGGCAGUGGCAGGACUUCGUGCGGGACAUGCCGUGGCUGGCGCUGCCCUAUAAGGAGAAGCACAGGAAGCUAAAACUUUGGAACAAAUAUCGAAUUUCCAACAUUCCAUCGCUAAUAUUCCUAGACGCCACCACCGGGAAGGUCGUGUGCAGGAAUGGGCUGCUGGUGAUCCGAGACGACCCGGAAGGUCUGGAAUUCCCGUGGGGGCCUAAACCCUUCCGGGAGGUCAUCGCAGGGCCCUUGCUGAGAAAUAACGGGCAGUCCCUGGAGAGCAGCAGCCUGGAGGGGUCCCACGUGGGGGUCUAUUUCUCCGCACACUGGUGCCCCCCUUGCCGAAGCCUCACUCGGGUCCUGGUGGAAUCCUACCGGAAGAUCAAGGAGGCAGGCCAGAAAUUCGAGAUCAUCUUUGUUAGCGCAGACAGGUCAGAGGACUCGUUCAAACAGUACUUCAGCGAGAUGCCCUGGCUCGCCGUCCCCUACACUGACGAGGCCCGGCGGUCACGCCUCAACAGGCUGUAUGGAAUCCAAGGCAUCCCCACCCUCAUCGUGCUGGACCCGCAGGGGGAGGUGAUCACGCGGCAGGGGCGGGUGGAGGUGCUGAACGACGAGGACUGCAGGGAGUUCCCCUGGCACCCCAAGCCCGUGCUGGAGCUGUCGGACUCCAACGCCGUGCAGCUCAACGAGGGCCCCUGCCUCGUCCUGUUCGUAGAUUCUGAGGAUGAUGGGGAGUCUGAGGCAGCCAAGCAGCUGAUCCAGCCAAUAGCCGAAAAGAUCAUUGCCAAGUACAAAGCCAAAGAGGAGGAGGCGCCGCUUUUGUUCUUCGUGGCAGGAGAGGAUGACAUGACUGACUCCCUGCGAGAUUACACCAACCUGCCCGAAGCUGCCCCUUUGCUCACCAUACUGGACAUGUCCGCCCGGGCCAAGUACGUGAUGGACGUGGAGGAGAUCACCCCUGCCAUUGUGGAGGCCUUUGUGAAUGACUUCCUAGCAGAAAAGCUCAAACCAGAGCCCAUCUAGGGGAGCUGCAGCCACAGGAGACAUUAUUUAAAACUCGGUCUUCUCUUCCUCCUCCUCCCCCCCUUCCUUCCCUCCGGCCAUGGACUUCUCCAGCGUGUCCUGCGUCACACAGCCCAAGUGUCCAACCUCUCUGUGGUGCCUUGUUUUCUGCAUUAACUCCUCAGCUGGCACCCUAGGGUGCGCGUCCUCUCAGCAGCAGAAGAGCCCACCAUGUUUGGAGACUCUGCUUGGGAUUCCCAGGGCUGCCGUAGCCCAGCCGGCGCUGGGGCUGCGCCUUGUCUCAGUCACCUGCUCUCUGCGAAGCACCUGCCAGGGCAUCCUGCCCAGCGAGCGUGAGGGGACCGUCCUGGCAGUUCGGUGACACGGGCGGAGCAGGAAAGGGCCGCCGCCGCGUUAGGCCUCAGCUUAGAGCUUCUGGUGAGAAAUCCUUUUCUAGGUGAUUUAGUCUGUCUCGGUCUGAGGGGGAAACUCUAGUUUGUCAGUCGAUUGUCGGGCAGGGGAUCUUAGAUCUCAAAGGAAGUUUGUGUUCUUUUCUGGUGAGAAAAAAGAAAUAGCUACAGCAACGAUUCAUGGAGUAAUUGCUUCCUUUGAUCGAGCUGCUACCACGGGAUAAGAGCUUCUCAUUCCUCCCUUAUCUCCUUCUUCCUUGAUCUUGACCUUCUCUAAGUUUCUGCCUUCUCAUAUGAACAGUCCCCUACUAGCUCAGAAUUUUGUUAAUAAAUCUUCCCCUUGGACAUCUUCCCAAGAAGAUGCAUUUGGCCAUGGAUCUUAAAGGAGCACCGCCUCUUGCCAGCACAGACCUGACUCAGCCCAGCUCCAGGCCAGGGACCGCUGGAGCCUGCUGAGAGCUGGGGCCCCCCUUUGGAUUCCUGUCAUUCCCUUUCCUUUCCAUAGCAGAACUAAGAAAGAGACAGAUUACCAGAAGCCUGACUCUUUCCUAAGAACCUGCAGAAAGAGCUGUGCCCUCAGGUGGGAGGGAGGGCAGAGGACACCUCAAUGGAGAGUAGGCCUCGGAUCCACUUUGCCUGGUAGCUCGGCUCCUUAUUUGGGCUGAACCGAGCACAAAAAGGAGAGUAAUGUCUGUGUUCUCAGGAGCUGGAAAGGAGGGCUCUGCUUGGUGGAUGUGUCCACCUCUCCCAACCAGGCAUCAGGGUCUUGAAACCAACCCCAAGCCUUACCCUUGGCUCCACACUUAGUGCUCAGCCAACCAAGACCUUUUAUUUGGAAAACCCAGCCCCCCUCCCCCCAUUUAGCUGUAACACUCUUGCUCCAGGCCAAACCGGAUUGUUAUUUGUAGGUCAGAGGUACAAAAUUAGUUGGUAAUCAGACUGUUACUUGAUGUCCCCAGAAGCCUGAAAAUGCAGUCACCUCAUAAAUAAAGCAGGCAUCACUGACGUUAUCAACCACUUGGCCUUUCCUGUCCCUAAUAACAAAAAUCUUCUUGCUUGUGGUGCUGUGCCUUUGUAGGUGGGCAGUGGGGGAUGGGACACAGGAGGUCCUCUUGAUUUUCACUGGAUACCUGGUAGCUAUGUGUCAGAAUUGUCAAAAACCCUGAGACCUACCACGGCCAUCUGUCAAAUCCUCCGGAAGUCGGGAAGCUCGUUUGGAUGAGAGCGUCAGAGGCAGGUCCCUGCUGGAGUUCUGGCUGCCCUGCCCCUGGUUGGACUCAACACUGCAGGCAGUGGACUCUCAGAUUAGACAUCUUGGUGGACACUCGUGCUCACUGCCUCUCUGUAGGGGGACAGGUGCUCUGAAGUCAGAGAAGUGCGGGUGGGGAAACACAGGACCCCUGCCUGUGUCCCCCUGUGAAGAAUGGGGCAGUAGUUGGAGACCCUCACACCACCUCUGUCUUAAGGCCAGUGUCUCCCUUGGGGGCCAGGGCGGUUCACCUUGAUCGGAAGAUAGGCAGGGUUUCUGUUUGCACCCUGUAUCGUGAUGACCUUGGAAGAAAGGAAGUCUCAUAGCAGCUACUUCUGGGGUAGAAGGAGCGAAGUCCAAUGAGAAGUCCCUGUAAGUCACUGCAACAGAAAAAUUAGUUCAUCUGUGAUCCUUCUAUGGCCCAUACAGGGUUGACUGAACUGCUUGCCACUGAUGUCAACCAGAUCCUUGACAGCAGGCUCCCCCUUUUAGGGUGGAUGUGCGGGUUAGUAAAGAUCACCGGGAAGGCUGGCUAGGAAGGUGUGUUAGGUUUAUACAAUGGCAACUUGGGGGGGAAGUGCCGGGGGAGGAACAGCCAGUGCCAGUGAAAUGUCUGUCUUGAUAGUGCUAGAGACCUUAAAGAUGAUCAAUGCAGGCGAGGUGGGUGGCUUCUUAAUUUCUACUAAGCACCUCCAAGAUACCUUAAAAUUCUUGUUGCUAAUUGGAAGCAGGCUACACCACCAGCUGCCGGGUAUUCGAGGGUUUCUGACGGCAGCGAAGGAAGCUGUGCCCUGCAGGUUGAGGCAGGAUGGUGGCUGUAAAAAUGCCACCCGGGGGCUCCAGGUCUGUGUUCACCACAAUGACUUCCAGAUUCGCUUCUACAGUUUUCACAACAGAGAUGAGAUUUUUUUUUACCUGUCCCCAACAAUAAAGAUCUACUUAAGAUAAAAGGUAUGUUCGGGACUGGUGUUAUGAUGGGAAGCUGCAAAUGCCAGAGGGCAGCUGUUAACCAGCUUCCUCUGCCUCCCCUCUGUGCGGGCCCUUGACAUUAAUGGUGCAGGGAGCCAGUACCGCUCUUCUGGCAUCAGCCAAGCUCCAAGUGGUAAUUUUCAGCCAGACUUUGUUUUUUCCUGUUGCCUAAUUAAAGACACUGAAAAGCUG
Messenger RNA from Artibeus jamaicensis (Jamaican fruit-eating bat), 4228 nucleotides. It is a transcript of the gene NXN, whose product is annotated as nucleoredoxin. The record is from RefSeq and is a predicted model, not a curated record. Bases 110 to 1429 code for a protein of 439 amino acids. Gene Ontology annotation, molecular function: thioredoxin-disulfide reductase (NADPH) activity. Lineage: Eukaryota; Metazoa; Chordata; Mammalia; Chiroptera; Phyllostomidae. The transcript has 8 exons.